Messenger RNA from Hymenoscyphus albidus, 1079 nucleotides. Lineage: Eukaryota; Fungi; Ascomycota; Leotiomycetes; Helotiales; Helotiaceae. The record is from the annotation of a GenBank genome assembly.
AUGCAGGCCUCCAGCCCCGAGUCAACUUUCCACAUAUCAUGUAUCGAUAUCUCACCCUUUCUCAAAUCACCAGAGUUUGUAGCAUCUCAAAAGAUAGUCGACCAAGUGCGCACCACCUGUGAAACUACCGGGUUCUUUCAGAUAACCGGUCAUGGAGUGUCAAAGAAGCUUCAAGAUGAGGUGUUUCAAGCGGUGGCCAGGCUCUUCGCUCUAGAUAUCGAAGAAAAGAACAAACUGGAUAAAAGCAAGAGUGUUGGGGCGAGUAGUAGGGGUUACGAGAUGAUUUGGGGCCAGAUUCUGCAGGAUGGGACCUUGCCAUAUUUGAAGGAGGUGUGUAUUUUUGAACUCACUACAAAAUCACGGCUUCCAUCUCAAACUUUGUGCAGGCGGUAGGUGCUAUCGCUUAUCAACAUUAGGGAUAUUACAUCGGAAAAGAAAUACCAGCCGACGACCCCCGCGUCAAGAGCAAGAGAUUUCCCAUGGGGCCAAAUCUAUGGCCUGACAGCUCUCUCAUUCCAGAACAUCUAUUCCGUCAACCAAUGGAGAAAUAUUAUGAAGAGAUGUUCAAACUCUCGUUGAAAGUUUUGGACCUUUUUGCGGCCAGUCUUCCGUAUGGCUCAUCUAUCUUCAAGGAUUUCACGCCAAAUGAUGCUGUUGCAGCUAUUCGCCUCUUACACUAUCCACCAGAUCAUGGGAACGAUGAGAGGCAACUUGGGGCUGGAGCACACACCGAUUUCGGUGCCAUGACCUUGCUAUUGCAGGAUGGGAUUGGUGUCUUGCAAGUUUAUAGCGAAUCUGCUCCAGAAAAGGAAAGAUGGGUAGAUGUGAAUCCCGAUCGAAAUACCUAUGUGGUAAAUAUUGGUGAUAUGCUUCAAAUGUGGACAAAUGGGCGGUAUAAGAGUGGACUGCAUCGAGUUGUGAAUAGAAGUGGCAAAGAUAGAUAUAGCAUACCCUAUUUCUUCGAUGGAAAUGUGGAUUGCGUUCUUAGUCCUCUUGAUGGCUCACAAGUCAAGGGCGGUGGCCCACCGCUGAAUGUGGAAGGCCAUAUGAAGGAAAGGUUCAAGAGCACGUACGGAAAA